This is a messenger RNA of Trichomonas vaginalis G3, 924 nucleotides long. RefSeq lists its product as uncharacterized. The record is from RefSeq and is a predicted model, not a curated record. The coding region runs from base 1 to 924 and encodes 307 amino acids. Lineage: Eukaryota; Parabasalia; Trichomonadida; Trichomonadidae. The transcript has a single exon.
AUGAUAAAAAGACCUGGGGAGCCAGAACCAAAGUCAUGGGCAGAACUUUUAAAGCAAGAAGAAGCCAGGAGGAACGCUCCACCUGAUAAAUCAUUUUAUGUUCGCGAAAAAAUUAAACAAUACCAAGAUGGUGGUAUCUUUGGACAAGAACCAGAGCCGAAUGAGGAAUACACAAAGACAAAAAUCAAUUGCGAUUCUCAUUUUUAUGCAACAGAUAAUCUUUUCGAUCCACCAGAGGAAGUUAAGCGAAAAGUCAAGCCUUCUAAUGAUCAUGGCUUAGAUCUUUUGUCAUGGAAUGGCAAGAAAGGAUUCAAAGAUGAGGCUAAGCCAAGACAAAUGCGCGAAAUUACACCUUCAUAUGAAAACACCGAAUUUGAUUCUGUUACAGGCGUUGCAAAAACCAAUGCAUUCAAGAAUUCAAUUACUCAAAUCCUUAAACAGCGCGAACGUUCAGAAAAAAUCAUGGCUACUCGUUCAAUUGAUCCUAUUUCAAAUACAUUCCCUACUGCAAAUCUCGAGGCCACACGUGCAAAGAGCGAAUUGGAUGCAAGAACCAGAACUCAUGAGUUCAAGCUGAGCAGAGUGCCGCCAAACGAGAGAAGAGCCAUGGAGAAUACAGUUAACAUUGUUACUGGCGAAACAACCGAUGAAAAGGUUGCAAACGAGUUUGUUAAGGACUUUAGCUCCUCGUGCGAAAGAAAUAAGAAGUCUAUUGCUCGCGAAAAAGAAAUUGUUGAACAAAGAGAAAAAAUAGCAGCGCGUGAAACAGAAAGAAUCGGCUGCCGUUAUAAUUUAGAAGGCAGACAGAAAGAUCUCAGAGACUACAACCUCAUAACUGGACAAGAUGUCCAAGUUUGCAUGGAUAAAUCUGUAAAGAUGAAACCAUCAGUAUGGCAAUGGUGCCAAACUGAAGCUCUUCAGUAA